AUGGCCAUGCAAGCUCCCCUUUGGCUCUACUUUCCUCAGAAUAAUCAAGCUUUACAAGUCAUCCAACUCCCUACUGACAAUCAUCCCCUGGAGGGGCUUAAUGGACGUUACGUACUCCUUGGGUAUCUAGCUCACAACCACUGCCAAGUUUCACCUCUUUAUGGCCCGGAGUGUGAGAUGGUACCGGCCAUCUCCUCGGGCUUUAGCAAUGUAAACCUACCCAUAGUCGGAAUCUUAGCUAUCCCUCAGGGUUCAGGGGGCACAGAUUUCCAUACCGUGUAUGAAAGACAGGAUGCCCCAGUAAGGUGUGGCUCUUUUCCUCCUCCAGCUUCGCUUGCUGCCAUGGAGGUAGCACCUAUCUCGCACACGUUACAGCUCUUUGGCCCUGCUAUGAUAGAAGAAGACCUGGCGUCGUUGAUGCCAUCCGUUACGCCAAGUCUUGUUGGCGACAUCGAAUACGACUACUCCUGCUACACUGACGAUUCGCUGAUGCAGUUUGAAACAAAUUCCAUUGACUUCGACCCCAUCGCUACAUUUCCCCCCGUCGCCAAUCCGUCAACUGUGUUUCACCAGGACCUUAUCUGGCAAGAAAUGAAUCAUACGACAUUGCAAGAACUUCAUGAGACCCCACUACUGGUAGAAACUCAGACUGGUAACCAAUCCAUUGGAUGGGAUGUCCUUCGCUUGACGUUUUCCAAGUACGUUGAGUCCCGGAAUGUAGAAAUGCACAAGGUCAUCCGAGGCUGCAUUCUCUCCAACACUGGAUUUUCAGGCAUCGAGAAAGCUGACCAAGAUGCCAAGGUGCAACAAGCUAUCUCAGAAAUCGUACAGCUAUACAUGUUUAGUGAAUUGGUCUGGGUAUCUGUGUUUCAGUAUAGCAGCAGCUUGGCUGAGGGUAACCGCCAAGGGAGAAUUGCGGAUCUCUUUCCCGAGGAAAUCCAAGGUCAAGAUGGCCUACUAGGCUCAGCGCUAGUUGUGACUUUGCUGACUGUGAUAUACCGUGCACUUCAUAUUUGGCUCCCAGAGAGAACUCCAGGGCACAAACUAUCUGUCAUCCAUCAGAUCAUCGUGGCAUCAUUGGGAAAAAUGGUUGCAAAUGUCCUACCCAUCAAGGUCAAAUUAUUGGAGCCCAAAAUGUCCGUGAAUGACAACCGGUUAAGAAACAUGAACGAUGUUUUACCUAUUGUAACGUAUGCAAGAGACCCUACUCACCCCGGCCUUCCUAAUUCGGUAUUCACCUCCUUACACUCGCAAAGAGCCAUGCGGGAAGUCGAUGGUUCAUGCUUCCGAGGUGGACUUUGA
Suillus fuscotomentosus is the source of this 1302-nucleotide messenger RNA. RefSeq lists its product as uncharacterized. The record is from RefSeq and is a predicted model, not a curated record. NCBI's taxonomy places the organism in Eukaryota, Fungi, Basidiomycota, Agaricomycetes, Boletales, Suillaceae. The transcript is spliced from 13 exons. The coding region runs from base 1 to 1302 and encodes 433 amino acids.